Molecule: messenger RNA, 3045 nt
Organism: Ctenocephalides felis (cat flea)
Lineage: Eukaryota; Metazoa; Arthropoda; Insecta; Siphonaptera; Pulicidae
Gene: Esyt2
Product: extended synaptotagmin-2
Exons: 22
Coding region: 263-2701 (812 amino acids)
Biological process (GO): lipid transport
Molecular function (GO): lipid binding
Source: RefSeq, a predicted model, not a curated record
AGGCUAUCAGUCGAUUUGUUGUAUCGCUGUCAAAGAUUGCUUUGGGAACGAAAUAUUAAUUUUCUAGACGUGUUGGAAUGUUGAAUUUAUUGGUCAUGAGUAAACUAUAGAAUAUAUUAUUCAUUGUUGAUUGGUAUAACUAAGGUGGGGUGCAUAUAUUCCAAAAUUUUAUUUUACUAAACACUUGGUUACAAGAGAGGUUAUGUUUUACCAUUUUAUGUGAUUAUUAUUUAGUUAUUUGUUGAGAUUUGGUUUCGCCAAAAUGAGUGAAGAAGAUAUGGCAGGUGCUAGUAAGGAAUUGGAUCCGUCCAAACCUUCUCCACAUGUUGGAUCUUAUGGUUCUGUGGGAUCAUGGAUUUAUUCCUUGGCGAAAAAGAUUAUUGUCGUUGGAACUGUUUAUUUUGUAGGAUAUAUGGGCUGGUCUGUGGCAUGGCUAAUAGCUCCACUGUUUCUUUCUGUUGCUCGUGACGAGUGGCGGAAGGAAAGUGAUAUGAGGAGAAAUAUUGCCAAAGCUUCAGCUCUAGCAAGUGAAAAAGAUGUGAUUUUAGCUCGGCUUGAUGAUUUACCAGCUUGGGUAUUUUUCCCAGAUAUUGAAAGAGCUGAAUGGUUAAACAGGAUUCUUCGACAAGUCUGGCCUAAUGUGAACCAUUAUGCUCGUGGCCUAAUAAAAGAUAGUAUUGAACCUUCCGUUGCUGCUGCUCUUGCUAAAUACAAACUCCAUGGCUUUAAAUUUGAUCGUUUAAUUCUUGGAACUAUUCCUCCCAGAAUUGGUGGUGUUAAAGUAUAUGAUCGAAAUGUUGAUAGGAAUGAAGUUAUAAUGGAUAUGGAUAUAUUUUAUGCUGGUAAUUGUGAUAUAACUUUUGUUUUGGGAGGAAUUAAAGGAGGAAUAAGAGAUUUUCAGAUACAUGGCAUGGUACGAGUAGUUUUGAAGCCUUUGAUAUCUAAAAUACCAUUAUUUGGAGGUAUUCAAGUAUUUUUUUUGAAUAAUCCAAGUAUUGAUUUUAAUUUGGUUGGAGUUGCCGACUUAUUGGAUAUGCCUGGCCUAAGUGACUUGUUGCGACGUAUUAUUGUGGAACAAGUAGCUGCUAUGAUGGUUUUGCCAAAUAAAAUGGCUAUUCAGAUGAGUGAUGAAAUACCCGCACAGACACUGAAAAUGCCAGAACCUGAGGGCGUGCUACGAAUCCAUGUUGUUGAAGCUAAACAUUUAAUGAAGAAGGAUAUUGGAGUUCUGGGAAAAGGCAAAAGCGAUCCCUAUGCUAUUGUUACUGUUGGAGCACAAGAAUUUCGCACACAAACAAUUGAUAAUACAGUCGAUCCAAAGUGGGACUAUUGGUGUGAGGGCGUUUUGGAGUCGAAAGGUCAGACAUUAUUCCUUCAACUAUUGGACAAAGAUGAUAUCUCUAAAAAGGAUGAGAGUCUUGGAAGAGCUACUGUUGAAGUUAACAGCGUUGCAAAGAAAGGUCAAAUCGAUACGUGGCUCACAUUGGAGCAAGCUAAACAUGGAAUGGUUCAUUUACGUAUGACUUGGUUGACUUUAACUAGCAAUCCAAAUGAUUUACAGGCCGCUUUAGAAGAAACGCAACUAUUGAGGGUUACUUCAAUGAGUACUGCACUUUUGACCAUUUUUAUUGACAGUGCCAAGAACUUACCACAAGCUCGUGUUCAAAGUAAACCUGAUCCCUACGUUGUUGCAAGUGUCGGUAAAAAUUCCGAACAAACUCAGGUGCAAAUGCGCACUGAUUGCCCUGUUUGGGAACAAGGAUAUACAUUCUUGGUUGCAAAUCCUGAUAAUGAUGGUGUUUAUCUGAAGAUUGUUGAUCACAAAACCGGCAAUGAAAUAGGAAAGUUUGCAUACGCUCUCUCUGGUUUAUUAGAAUUGCCAAAUAUGCAAAUUGAAAAUGAACCGUUUACCUUGCAAAAAUCGGGACCUGAAUCAAAAAUUAUUUUGAGCAUGAGUUUAAGAAUCUUGAAAUAUGAUGGGCCAGUAGCGUCUUCUGACGUAUCAGAAUCCGGAGAUGGUGAUGCUGUUGAACAGGGAAAUUUGUCCAGAAGUAGCUCUGUGAGAAGCAGUCAUAAGAAAUCCGAUUCGUCUUCAGACAAAGCGCCUCCAAGUCCUGCACAUUCUAUCAGAAAGCAAGAUUCGAUAAGAUCCAACAAAGCUCCAAUUGCUCUGGACGAGGAACUGGAACCUUUAGUAGAAAAGACUGAAGCACCAACAUACGUUGAAUCUAUCCCCGGUUCACCAAAGUUGAGCGGUUUAGUUCACAGAACACCUUCCGUCACUUCAACAUCUGGCGCACACGACUUGGGACGUAUCCAGUUGACAUUGCGAUACAGCGUUCAACGCCAAAGAUUGGUAGUUAUUGUUCAUAAAAUUAUGCAUAUUCCGUUGAAGGAUCCAUCUAAUAUUCCUGAUCCUUACGUUAAAUUGUAUCUGUUACCAUCGCGCUCAAAAGACUCAAAGCGAAAGACUGCUGUGAUAAAAGAUAAUUGUAACCCAGUUUUUGAUGAAUCAUUCGAAUACAUAAUUUCUCAAGGAGAAUUGUCGACGACGCAAUUGGAAGUGACGGUAGCUACGCAGAAAGGAUUUUUAUCGGGAGGUAGUCCUGUGAUCGGUCAAGUGAUUUUAGAUCUGAACGAUUACGAUUUAUCUCAAGCUUCAACCCAUUGGCUGGAUCUAUGCCCAGAAUUUAAGUCAUAAAUGUGGAUCAUUGCUUUCGAAUUUUAAUCAAAACAUGCGUAUGCUAUUAAAUUAAAUGUGUUUUUCUACCUUUAAUUUUUGCUUCUACAGUUUAUAUUUAUGUUUGUUAUUUUUAGGUAUAAAUAUACGCUUUAUUUUGUUAUUUUAUAAAAGAUUUUUAUCAAUAUUUAAUAAUGCUUUUAUAUUACAAAUGAUACUUUUGUGUUGCACAAAUUUGGUAUAUAGAUGUAUAUACUGUACUAAUAUUUAUUUUUUCAACAUAAAUUUUCUUUUGACAUGUGCCUUACAUUCUAGAUUAUUUCAAUUAUCUUUAAUACGUACUUAAUCUUAAAACUUCAUUAUGC